This is a messenger RNA of Venustampulla echinocandica, 906 nucleotides long. Its product is annotated as 6-phosphogluconate dehydrogenase C-terminal. The transcript is spliced from 2 exons. Lineage: Eukaryota; Fungi; Ascomycota; Leotiomycetes; Helotiales; Pleuroascaceae. Gene Ontology annotation, biological process: L-proline biosynthetic process. The coding region runs from base 1 to 906 and encodes 301 amino acids. Gene Ontology annotation, molecular function: pyrroline-5-carboxylate reductase activity. The record is from RefSeq and is a predicted model, not a curated record.
AUGGCUGAUAUGCACUCUACGGACCCCUCGAAUGGGGGUUUAACUCUCGCCAUCAUAGGCUGCGGAACUAUGGGCUCGGCCAUUCUAGCCGGCGUCAUUAAGUCAUUUACGCGCACCCAAUCUGCCGGGACAGAGCCAAGGAUUAAACACUUCAUCGCUACCGUGAAUAGCCUUGAAUCCGAGGAAGCAUUACGGACACGGUUCAUGGAAUCGCAAGAUCGUUUGGAAGUCCUCCACAGCGAUAAUGCCUCCGCGAUGAGAAGUGCGGACAUCAUAUUGUUGGCAUGUAAACCCUACAUGGCAGACACGGUUCUCAAAGCCGAGGGCGUGCGGGAAGCUGUCGAGGGGAAAUUGAUUAUCAGUGUGCUUGUUGGGUCGCCUGUUGCCAAACUGGAAAGCGCUAUUUAUCAUUCUGGUCUCAGAAAAAAAAGUGAAAAGCCAGUGUAUAUCAAAAGAGUGAUGUUGAAUAUUGCUGCUGAGCUGGGGGAGUCGAUGUCCGUCAUCGAGGUGACCUCCAUGCCCAAGCAUAUGGAAGAAAUCACGGAUUGGAUCUUCCUCCAGGUUGGCAAAACCGCCGCCGUGGCCCCGGAGAACUUUGACAUUGCAGGUGUCACGGCUGGCGUUUCAAGCGCAUUUCUAUCUGUUGCUUUAGAUGGGAUCUUAGAUGGCGCCGUAAGCCAGGGACUGAAGCGUGCCGAUGCUAGAAAGAUGGUAACGCAAUCUCUACUCUCCCUUGCUAGAUUACUGGAAAAUGGUGAGCAUCCUGCUGUUCUGCGGGAGAGAUGCGCCAGUCCGAAAGGUACAACUAUCGAUGGCUUGCUGUCGUUAGAAGAAGAUCGUGCGAGGUACGCAUUUAGCAAGGCGGUCAUCGCGAGUUCGAAACGAAGUCAUGAAAUCGGAAAUUGA